AAGCGACAGUGUAAAGAGCAAUAAUUAUAACUGUUUGAGUGUUACAGUUGUGGUUUUAAGUUUAUGUUAACAGAUUUUUUUUAACUUCGCAAAUUUACAUUAUACUAGCAGGGGUGAUAUUACCUGCCGCAUUAAUUGUUUAUUCGCAAUCAGAGGAAGUCAAUCUGAACUAAAGCUCCAUAAUAACGAUGAGGACAAUGUGUACCGUCGUUCUUUGCAGCAUACUGAUGAUGGUUAUAGCUUCAAUAGAAUCACGACCCCAAAGUGUUCUGGACAAUGAUCAGGAUCUUCGUAAUUUUGGGCAGGAAAUCGAUGAGAGCCGCAACAGCUACUAUGAGGUACCAGUGACUGCUUCCUUUUCAGCUGUCCCACUCGAUCGCCUGCAAAUGUUAAUUGCUCAAUACAGACCUACAUCUUACGGACGAACACCUGGAUGGAACCCCGGAAUGAACGAACUUUUCCGUAUGCCUGAGUCAAAGCGUCAAGUUAGAUAUCGCCAAUGUUAUUUUAAUCCUAUAUCGUGUUUUAAGAAGUAAAUGCCGGAAUGUUCUUUGUUGUAAAACAACUGACAAAGUUUAUAUGCACUAGGCGAAAAUUGUAAAUAUCAAAAAAUGCCUGAAUCCUUACGUAACUGGCUAUUUAAGAGAAAUGCAUAUGUAUAUGGAAUCAACAUUUCAAGCAGGAAAUAUAUUUUUUCAAUUCAUUUUGUAUAUCUGUUUAUGAUAAAAUAUUAUUUUGCUGUAACUUUAUUCUGUUGCAAAGUAACGAUUUUUUCAUAUUUACGUAAAUGAUCUAAAUGGAUGUGCAUUUCCAAAAUGUAUGUAGAUAUUAAUAAUCUAAAUAUUUAGCACAUGUACUCAAGUUUACUGUUCUUUAUAAAAGUAGAAUAGAUAAAAACAUACAUACAUAUAUAUAUAUAUAUCAUUAUUAAAUGAAAAUCCAAAUGGAGCUUUAAAAAUACCACACAUUCAUAAAUAAUAAUACUAAGCUACUUACUAGUACUCGGACUGAUCUGUUCUAAUUUCGUAGAAGAUUCAAAAAAAUAUCACACUAAAUUAAAAACAACUUUAGUGCAUAUAUUUUACAAAAAUCUAUAGUUUUGACUCAGCAAAGAGGUAGAAACUAUUACUUGUAAGAAUGAAUUAUCCUAAUAAGUUCAAAAAUUACAAAUUUUCAAUUCAGUUCAAAUAAACAGAAAUUUAUAUUGCAUAAAAAUGCAGGAUAAUAGUUCGGUUUAAGAUUUUAAAUGAGGUAGAUGAAAAAUGGGGUAGCUUAAUAUCAUUUCGCAGAAGGUGCUAUACAUGUUUUUAUGCCAAAAUCAGAAUUGUUAAGAAGUCCGAACUAGCCUAUUAACCUGUACGAUAUAUGUAAACGUAUGUAUGUCUCGUAAUCAUUUUAUUUAAUACGGAAUGAAUAUGGUGUGGUGGUACAAAUAUCUAUGUCUAUAUGAAUAUUAACAUAUAUAUUUAAAUGUCAAAUUAUAAAUAGUUUAAAUUAAUAAAUCAUUUAUUUGAGUUAUUCACAAACUACUAAGUGUGACUAUUUAAAAUCAAAAUAUACAAUAUAAUCUUUGUAUCUUUGAAUCUUAACUAAGUGUGAGAGAGGCGGAUCUAUAACUGAUCCUUAGGGAAGGGCUUAUACGACAUAAGCUAA
Molecule: messenger RNA, 1653 nt
Organism: Ceratitis capitata (Mediterranean fruit fly)
Lineage: Eukaryota; Metazoa; Arthropoda; Insecta; Diptera; Tephritidae
Exons: 4
Coding region: 189-536 (115 amino acids)
Source: RefSeq, a predicted model, not a curated record